Molecule: messenger RNA, 857 nt
Organism: Pterocles gutturalis (yellow-throated sandgrouse)
Lineage: Eukaryota; Metazoa; Chordata; Aves; Pterocliformes; Pteroclidae
Gene: CA7
Product: carbonic anhydrase VII
Exons: 7
Coding region: 31-825 (264 amino acids)
Biological process (GO): regulation of intracellular pH
Cellular component (GO): cytoplasm
Molecular function (GO): zinc ion binding; carbonate dehydratase activity
Source: RefSeq, a predicted model, not a curated record
GGGAGCAGAGCACGGUGUAGCUCCCCUAGAAUGACUGGCCACCACGGUUGGGGAUAUGGGCAGGAUGACGGACCUUCAGAGUGGCACAAAUCUUAUCCUAUUGCCCAAGGGAACCGCCAGUCACCUAUUGAUAUAGUUUCUGCAAGAGCAGUUUAUGACCCUAAUCUGAAGCCGCUUAUUAUCUCCUAUGAAUCAUGUACAUCUCUCACCAUCUCCAACAAUGGCCAUUCAGUCAUGGUUGAGUUUGAAGAUACUGAUGACAAGACAGCAAUCAGCGGUGGUCCCUUUGAGAAUCCAUUUCGGCUCAAGCAGUUUCACUUUCACUGGGGCACAAAGGACAGCCAGGGAUCGGAGCAUACAAUUGAUGGCAAACCUUUUCCAUGUGAGCUCCACUUAGUUCACUGGAAUGCCAGAAAAUACGCAACAUUUGGAGAAGCAGCAGCAGCUCCAGAUGGCUUGGCAGUAGUUGGUGUUUUCUUGGAGAUUGGGAAAGAACAUGCCAAUAUGAACAGACUCACUGAUGCUUUGUACAUGGUAAAAUUUAAAGGAACAAAAGCUCAAUUUACAAGCUUCAACCCCAAAUGUCUACUGCCUUUGAGUCUAGAUUAUUGGACAUACCUUGGUUCUUUGACAACACCACCCCUUAAUGAGAGUGUAACAUGGAUAGUGCUGAAAGAACCCAUCAGAAUUUCAGAGAAACAGCUGGAGAAAUUCCGCAUGCUCCUAUUCACUAGUGAGGAAGACCAGAGGAUCCAAAUGGUGAAUAAUUUUCGUCCCCCUCAGCCUCUUAAGGGGAGAGUAGUUCGAGCUUCCUUCAAGGCCUGAAGAAAACGGAUAAUAGCCCUGAGAUAUCCAAA